Pseudopodoces humilis (Tibetan ground-tit) is the source of this 1796-nucleotide messenger RNA. It is a transcript of the gene ETV7, whose product is annotated as ETS variant transcription factor 7. Gene Ontology annotation, biological process: regulation of transcription by RNA polymerase II; cell differentiation. Gene Ontology annotation, cellular component: nucleus. Lineage: Eukaryota; Metazoa; Chordata; Aves; Passeriformes; Paridae. Gene Ontology annotation, molecular function: sequence-specific DNA binding; DNA-binding transcription factor activity, RNA polymerase II-specific. The record is from RefSeq and is a predicted model, not a curated record.
GCAGCGGCCGCGAGGACGGGACCUGAGCGCUCCGGGGCUCGGCCGCCCACGGCCAGCGGCCAUGCAGGGCAAAGUGGCCAUCAGCUCUUCCAGCCCUGUGGUGGCAGUGUCAUUACCAGCCCCAUCCCAGGCCAGACCCUCACCCAUCAGCACUGGGGAGAUCUUCAGGCUUCCUGGGAGGCUGAGAAUCCAGCCCUCCCUGUGGAGCAAGGAUGAUGUGAUCCACUGGCUACGAUGGGCUGAGAAGGAAUAUUCCCUGCGGCCCACUGACGAGAGCAAGUUUGAAAUGAAUGGCAAAGCCUUGUGCAUCCUCACCAAGGAUGACUUCAGACACCGAGCUCCAAACUCAGGGGAUGUGCUUUAUGAAAUACUCCAGUUCAUUAAGACUCAGAGAAGAGCUCUGGUGUGCAGCCCCUUGCUGAACUCACCCUUCAGGACAGCCAGGAGCACGGAGGAAGGUGCAGACUGCAGUGCUGAGACUGCUCCAGUUGUUUCCUCGUGGCUGGGCUGUGCAGAGCAGCCCCUGUUCCACAGCCACACGCAGCCACUGAACCUCUCCCACUACAGCUCAGAGAGUAGCUGCAGGCCAGGUGCCAUCUGCUCUUUUCCUGCUACCUUGUCAGCCCCAGUAGAUGGGAAAAUUGCAGACUGCAGGCUGCUGUGGGAAUACGUGUACCAGCUCCUGUCCGACCGCCGCUACGAGCCCUACAUCAGGUGGGAGGACAGGGAAGCCAAGGUGUUCCGCAUUGUCAACCCAAACGGGCUUGCCCAGCUCUGGGGCAACCACAAGAACCGGAUGAACAUGACCUAUGAGAAGAUGUCACGAGCACUCAGACACUACUACAAACUGAACAUCAUCAAAAAGGAGCCAGGGCAGAAGCUGUUGUUCAGGUUUUUGAAGACUCCUGGGGAGGUUGUCCAUGAGAAAUCCAGAAAACUGGAGCAGCUAGAGAACGAGGACCAUGAAGAUUUGAAGGAAGACCCCCUGGAGGUUUCACCAUAGUAAAUCUUUGGUGGCUUCACUUCAGUGCAUCGCGGAGAGACUCAUGCUGUGCUGGGCAGUGCUGGUGUCUCUUGCCUCUACUGGAUAGAAGGCCACAGAGCUGGCCUGGAUUUCAAACCCUGCUGUGAAUCAAAGCUGAGAUCUCUGGGGCUUCAUUAGCAAAACACAGCUGGAAGCUGUCCCCCAGCCCCAAAAGCACAGGUGGAUGUGUGGGCUGCUCUCCUGCUGGUUCCUCUCCUGCCCUUCGGGAGGGAAUGUGAUAUUUUUGCUCUGAAAUUUUAAUCCUUGUCUUUAAGGUCUAAACUUGUGGAAAAGAUCCCUCUGAUCUUCCAGCGAGAUGUGCUGAGCUGAGCAGAGCACAAGCUCCAGGCUGAGCAUCUGCUGCUCUGCUUUGGCAGUGAGUGCUGUCCCCAGCUGUGAGCAUCCUGCUCUGGACCUGAGCCAUUUCCCCAGCCUGAACAUGGACUGGCACUGCAAAUAUGGUGCAUGCUGGAACCUCACUGUGUCCUGUGAGGUUGCUCCUGGGAUUAAGGUUAGGAGUGUACUGAAAUACCUGCCUGGAUCAGGCCUGGCUGAAGCUCCAGGCUCCAAGGUUGCCCGUAGCUGGUAUUCACUUUAAUUCCCUUCCCUCCAGGUAACAACUUUUGUAAUUAAUUUUGUGAUUAAAUAAUGUGAAAAGUAACAAAUAUGACCCCACUCAUGGUCAGAUAUGUGAUUAUUUGCUUUGAGUUUGAAGCAGGAAUACCUGAAGUGAACAGAGUCUGUGUGAACAGAAACAGAGCGUGUAUGAAAA